Molecule: messenger RNA, 3107 nt
Organism: Salvia splendens (bonfire salvia)
Lineage: Eukaryota; Viridiplantae; Streptophyta; Magnoliopsida; Lamiales; Lamiaceae
Product: ion channel CASTOR
Exons: 12
Coding region: 162-2825 (887 amino acids)
Biological process (GO): monoatomic ion transport
Source: RefSeq, a predicted model, not a curated record
UUGUUCUCGUGAUAUGAUAUUUUUCGUAAGCGUGUGUAAUUUUUUCCCAAAUCUUAGAUUGUGAUAGAUCAAUCAUUGAAUCUCAAGACUACUCACCGAAAGAAUAUUUUUAAUUUUUCAACAUAUAUCAAAAAGUCGUAUACGAAAAACAUACUCUGGCAAUGUCCUCAAACACCGACGGAUCGCCGCCGUCGACCUCAUCGGCGGCGGCAAGAGACUGGAUUUUCCCUUCAUACUCAUUCGUCCACUCCACGCAUAACAUCCGGAGAACCCCCAGAAGAAGGAGAUUCUCUUCCUACCAUCCACCGCCGUCGCAGCAAUUCAACUCCACCGCGCCGGCGUCCUCAUCCGAAGACGCCUCUAAUUCCGUCACCACUAUCUCUCCGAGUCAUAGACCACAGAGUUCGGAGUUUCGCAACUACCAGAAGUCAACGAGGUCGGUGGCUGGUCGUCCAGAUGAACCCGCGGCAGCUCCUCUCAAGUCGAACGACGCCGUUUCUCCGGAGAAGAUAUUUUCGAAAUUUUUUAGAGGCGGCUUGAGAAUUCGACCGCAGCUUGCCUUUUCUAUUUCAAUAGUGACAACGGUGUUAUCUUCAUUGUUAAGCAAAAAUUUUACAUUGCACAAAGAGGUUGCUCAGUUGCAGGGUCAAAUUUCCAAGCUUAAUGUUAGACUCAAACUAUGCAAUCUUUUGGACUCCCCAGACAUACACAACUCGACCCUGCAGGAUGUUUCUCUUGAUCCAAGCAAGAGCCUGAAAAUUGCAGCAUUACUUGUUUCAAUCAUGUUACUAGUCCUCCCACUCUUUUUCUUGAAGUAUGUUGAUUAUAUUUCAAGUUCAAGAAGACAGAUUGAUAAUAACUCAGAGGAAGUUUCUUUGAACAAGCAGCUAGCAUACAGGGUUGAUGUCUUUUUAUCAGUUACACCUUAUGCUAAGCCUCUAGCAUUGUUAGUUGCUACUUUGCUGUUAAUAUGUCUUGGUGGAUUAGCACUGUUUGGUGUGACAGAUGACAGCUUAGCUGAUUCCCUUUGGUUAUCAUGGACAUACAUAGCAGACUCGGGAAAUCAUGCUAAUUCUGAAGGCUUUGGUUCUAGACUAGUGUCUGUAUCCAUUAGUUUUGGUGGGAUGCUUAUAUUUGCUAUGAUGCUUGGACUAGUUUCUGAUGCGAUUUCUGAGAAGUUCGACUCUCUGAGAAAGGGUAGAAGCGAAGUUGUUGAGCGAAAUCAUACUCUUAUACUUGGGUGGAGUGAUAAGUUGGGAUCACUUUUAAAUCAACUCGCCAUAGCUAAUGAGAGUUUGGGUGGAGGGACUGUGGUUGUGAUGGCAGAGCACGACAAAGAAGAGAUGGAGCUUGACAUUGGUAAAAUGGAGUUUGACUUUAGAGGAACAUCUGUCAUAUGCAGAAGUGGAAGCCCUUUAAUAUUAGCGGACCUAAAAAAAGUUUCUGUUUCUAAGGCUCGAGCAAUAGUUGUCCUUGCUGAAGAUGGAAAUGCUGACCAGAGUGAUGCUCGUGCGUUAAGGACAGUUUUAAGCCUUACAGGAGUUAAGGAAGGAUUGCAGGCUCACAUAGUGGUUGAAUUAAGUGAUCUCGAUAAUGAAGUUCUUGUUAAACUCGUUGGAGGGGACCUUGUUGAAACUGUUGUGGCACAUGAUGUAAUCGGAAGGCUGAUGAUUCAAUGUGCUCGGCAGCCAGGCCUCGCGCAGAUAUGGGAAGACAUUCUCGGGUUUGAAAAUUGUGAGUUCUAUAUUAAAAGGUGGCCGCAGCUGGAUGGAAUGCAAUUUGAGGAUGUUUUGAUAAGCUUUAAGGAGGCCAUUCCUUGUGGGGUGAAGGUAGCAUCUAGUGGUGGAAAGAUUAUUCUGAAUCCUGACGAUUCUUAUGUUCUGCAAGAAGGGGAUGAGAUUCUUGUUAUUGCAGAGGAUGAUGACACAUAUUCUCCAGCAGAUCUGCCAAUGGUCAAAGAUGCCAAAUUCCUACUCGUUACCCCACUGGCAAGGAAGCCUCAGAAGAUUCUACUUUGUGGAUGGAGGAGAGACAUUGAUGAUAUGAUUGUGGUACUGGAUGCUUCUCUAGCACAUGGGUCUGAGUUAUGGAUGUUCAAUGAGGUUCCUGAAAAUGAAAGGGAGAGAAAGCUUACAGAUGGUGGCCUUGAGAUUGACCGUUUGAUGAACAUCAUACUUGUCCAUCGCGAAGGAAAUGCUGUCAUAAGGCGCCACCUAGAAAGUCUUCCAUUGGAAUCAUUUGAUUCAAUAUUGAUUUUGGCUGAUGAAUCAGUAGAAGAUUCUGCAAUUCAGGCAGAUUCCAGAUCUCUUGCCACACUACUGCUAAUACGUGACAUUCAGGCAAAGCGCCUUCCAUACAGAGAAGCUAUGGCAUACCAGACCCAUAGAGGUAGCUUCUCGCAAGGUUCAUGGAUUGGGGAAAUGCAGCAGGCUUCAGACAAGUCGGUUAUUAUCAGUGAGAUACUUGAUCCGAGGACCAAGAACCUACUAUCGAUGUCAAAAAUCAGUGAUUAUGUUCUGUCAAAUGAGCUUGUCAGCAUGGCACUGGCCAUGGUUGCAGAAGAUCGCCAGAUAAAUGAUGUAUUGGAAGAACUUUUCGCUGAAGAGGGCAAUGAGUUGCACAUAAGAGCAGCAAACUUAUACAUUGAGGAAGGUGAAGAAUUGAGUUUCUAUGAGAUUUUAUUACGUGCUCGUCAAAGAAGAGAGAUUCUGAUUGGAUACCGCCUGGCUGACACAGAGAAAGCUGUGAUCAAUCCUCCUGCCAAAAACGAGAGAAAAGUAUGGUCACUGAAGGAUGUUUUUGUAGUGAUAGCUGAGAAGGAAUGAGUUACGCUGCUCUAUGCUUGUCGGUAUGUGCUCUCCUGUGUGCAAGUAACGUGUCUCGAAGGCUUGAGCUCUGGUUGUUGCAUCCGAGAUAUUGAAGUUCGUUGGUUCGUAGAGUUGAGUUUGGCUUGAGCAAAGUGGGCGAUCGAUCACCUUUUAAAGCGUCUUUGGAGGGAAAAUUCAUUUUUCCGUACGUCAUUACAUAUAUAACAACACUUGUACAACAAAAAAUACUAGAGUUUUUCGAUUCCAUCAUAUAUCAACAUUUUUACAAUUUCAUUUUCA